Messenger RNA from Peniophora sp. CBMAI 1063, 1197 nucleotides. Lineage: Eukaryota; Fungi; Basidiomycota; Agaricomycetes; Russulales; Peniophoraceae. The record is from the annotation of a GenBank genome assembly.
AUGGGACGACCGGCGACACAUAGCGCGUCCAUCACACUCGUUCUUCUCUCAGUCAUUCGCCCGACACUCGCUCAAAGCCAACAGACAUUCAGCGUCUUUUCUAAUGCAUCCGAUAUAUAUCCACUCCCCAGCUCUUCUUCAUGCGCAGACGCAUUAGCGGCGUCUAUCGACUGCCCGCAGAUCCUCUCCUUCGCCGUCCCUAGCUCUAAUAAUCCUGUCUCGAACCUCACAUCCGCCGACCUUGACGAACUAUGCACUGCAACUUGCUUCGACUCGCUUACUGCGGCAGUCAGUUCUGUAGACAAGGCGUGCGCAGGUUGGCCCUACAUUGUUGGCGACACGAGUUAUGUUGCUUCCCUCCCCUUCCGCUUUCUCGCGUACACUUGGAACCUGACCUGUAUCACUGACGGCGCCGCAUACUGCGUCAAUAUCGAACAAGCGAAUCCCUCGACAACGGAACCGGCUGGUGCUGAGCCUUCAUCCGUCGUGUGCGCUACCUGCUCCCUCGAUGCGCUUCACAUACAGAUGUCAAGUCCAUUUGGAUGGGAUGCAAACUUCGUUGACGAUUGGGCAAGCAUCCAGACCGAGUGCGCCGUUUCUUACGACAACACGGUGCCCAGCAGCUUGGUUCCUGACCCCAAUGUCGCUGCAUCCUCCAACGCGACUUCUUACAAUGUUACCGCGACUCCAACUCUUACCCCAGCGUCUGCCGCAAACUGCGCGUACGGGCAGUUGACGGUCAAGUCAGGAGAUACCUGCGCUUCGAUCGCCUCAACGAACAGCCUUUCCUACGACCAACUAGUCUCGAUUAACGGACUCGACGUCAACUGCACCAAGCUCCCCGCAGCGGGCGGUCAGAUUUGUUCUUCCGGCUCAUGCACGCUCUAUACCGUGCAGACGGGCGACACGUGCAUUGGUUUGUACACAACCCACAAUAUCACUUGGACGCAGCUGCUGGCCUGGAACCCGCAGCUGGACUCCACAUGUUCCAACAUUGGUAUGCAAGUCGGUAAGACGAUUUGUGUCAGCGCGCCGGGAGGGGCCUACGUUCCUGCGACAACUGUUGCACAAGUCUCGGGUACACCGACCGCUUUGGCCAUCCCGACUGGCGCCGUGGCGCCUGGAUCCGACAGGUCGAUUUGUGGGGGAUGGUAUGAAGCCGUCACAGGAGACACGUGCCCUCAGAUUAGGGACUAA